UGCGACGCGGAGGUUCAGCCCCAAGGGGCCGCCCAGCCCAGGGAGCACCCCGAGGACCCCCGCAAGCGAGAGGCGCCCGAGGCCCCCGCGGAGCUUCCGAGCGCCGGAGGAGCUGAGCAGCAGGCGGAAGAAGAGGAAGAAGUGGGAGAAGGCAGCAGCACCGAGAGCAGCCGCGACGCGGGGAGGGACCCGGAGGGCGGGAACCACGGGGGAACCCGGAGCGGUUACAGAGACAUCGAGAGCCAGGGGGAGGCCCCGCCUCCCGUACAGGUCCCGGCCACGACCCCCACGCUUACCGCGUCCAGGGAGGGCGUGAGAGGGGCGGCGCAGCGGCUUCGAGGGCAGCAGCUGGAGGCCCUGACACGAGUGGCCCUCAUGGAGCAGCGAGUGAAGGAGCUGCAGCGCCAGAGGAAGGAGCUGAGGAUCGAGAUGGAGGUGGAGGUGGCCCUGCUGCGGGGUGAGCUGGCUGGGGAGCGAGUGGCCGCUCGGCGGGAGGAGGAGCAGCUUAGGGAGCUGCUGGAGCAGCGGGUGGACACGGAGCAGGCCGGCCGGGAGCAGCGGGAGCAGGAGCAGAGGCGGCUGAGCCAGGAGCGGGAUCGUGUGGAGCGUCUCCGCCGGAGGCUCCGCGAGGCCCAGGGGCAGCUCAGCUCACAGCCAGAGGACCAGCACGAGCAGCUUCUACAGGGGGUGCAGGAGGUGAAGGAACAGCUGGAUGUGGCCCAGCGUGCCUACGAGGACCUGGAGUUCCAGCAGCUGGAGCGGGAGAGCCGGCGGGAGGAGGAGGACCGGGACAGCCCUGGGGCUCGGGUCCCGGACCCCAAGGUCCAGGAACUGCAGGCGAGCAUGGCGCAGCACAAGCGCCGGAUCCAGGUCUUGGAAGAACAGCUCAAGUCCCUGGGGGAACAGAUGGCAGCUGAGAGCCGGGGCCUGAGCCGGAAGAAGGAGGAGGCCUUUCAGGCCCUGACGCAGGAACGGAGCCGGCUGCUGCAGCUUAACCGCCUUCAGGGAAGCGCUGAUGGAGAGUUCUCGGAUCCCACCCAGACCCUCACUAAACUCCUGUUCACCCAGAAGACAGACCGCCAGUUGCUGGUGCUGCAGGACCCUGCUGCCCACACGGCCGCCUCCACCUCCUCCUGCCUCUUCUCUGUGCACAGCUCCCUCCAGGGCUCCAUCGGCCUCCAGAGGACUGGAAGCCUGUCCAGGAAGAGGGGAGAGAGACUGAGCCAGAGGGGAUCCCCCCGACCUCUGUCCCUCCAUUGUACUGGACCCCUGGAGGCCUCGGCCCUCCCACCAGCAGCAGGAGACUCUGAGAGACACCCCCUCUAUCAGCUGCUGAACUGUGGCUCCGGAAAUAGCUGUGGGGCCGUCCACCCAGACAUCGCCCGCAUGGAGCGGCUCCUGCAGCAGGCUGUGGCUGAGCGGGAGCGGCUGCUCAAGGCCAGGGAAGGGACAAGAAGGAGCACAGAAGGUUCCUCAGGCCCCGCCGUUCCUGCCAUCAUGGCCCCGCCCACACCCAUGCCCCCACACUGCUGUCCUGGCCCCCGGGUCCUGGAUCUCCGGCAGCACCUGGAACGCUGGGGCCACAACCCCGAAAGCUGCCCGCACGUCCAUGUGUCCGGGGGCUUCUGCCGCGGGCCCCUGGUGAAGAUGGGUGGUCGCAUCAAGACCUGGAGGAAGCGGUGGUUCUGCUUUGACCGCCAGGCCCGCCGCCUGGCCUACUACGCGGACAAGGAAGAGUCCAAGCUCAAAGGCGUCAUCUACUUCCAGGCCAUCGAGGAAGUCUAUUAUGACCACCUACGCUGUGCCUUCAAGAGCCCCAACCCUCGCCUGACGUUCUGCGUCAAAACCUACGAACGCCUUUUCUACAUGGUGGCGCCGAGCCCCGAGGCCAUGCGCAUCUGGAUGGACGUCAUCGUGACUGCGGCUGAUGAGAACCACGCCCCCUGAGUGGCCCCACCCUUUAGGGGGACGUCCCUGCGGGGCCCCGCCCACGGCUGCGAGGCCCCGCCCAUUGCUCAACGACGGGGCCCUCCCCUUGGAACUCUCCCGGGAAUUCUGCAGGCACCGCGGCUCGGCUGGCCUGAGCCUCGCAUUCCUGGGCUGCAGGUGCCUUCUCGCUCCGGGAAGCCAGCCCUUGAGGCCUGCACGGGAGGAAGAGUGCGGGGGCGGGAAGGAAUUAUUUAUUGGUGCUCCUGAGAUACCCAAUUAAACGUGAAGGAAAAACUAGUUGCUGUGGUUUCCAGUCCAGGCGUGUGGGGCCCCUUGGCCCUUAGGCAGGACAUCUGAGUUAUGGGUACUCUGAGAGCCAAGUGUCCCACAACUCGUUCUCUCCUCCUUAAGAAAAAGGGCCGUGGAGUCUAAGGUCACCGCUGGAAGAUGGGGGUGGGGAGGCAUGCAUCCUUAGCCUUCGGCAAUUUUGGUUGUUUAGUUUGCGGGCUCACCUGCCUCCACUUUUUUUUUACUUGACUGGGCUCUUGGCAAUUUCUGGGGGCUCCUACGCUUCUGCGCUCCGGGCCUUGGCACGUGUUAUUCUCUCUGCCCGGCCCGUAACCAGCCGGCCCCUCGCUCUUAGUUUGGAAGUUCUUCCCGACUACCCGGGGCUGAGUCGAGCACCCACCAUUGAGCUCCCCUGUCCCAUCCCUGAACACCCUGGGUCAUCACUGGUGAUGGAUCUAUGUCUUUAUAGACUGGGAGCUCCAUGAGGGCAGAGCCUGGUCACAGCAGUGAGGGCUCUCCUGGUCACUGCCGUGUCCCCAGCACCACCGGACACAUAUCAUUCCAUGCAAAUAAAAAUAAAGCUUCUCUUUUG
Messenger RNA from Pteropus alecto (black flying fox), 2809 nucleotides. It is a transcript of the gene PHLDB3, whose product is annotated as pleckstrin homology like domain family B member 3. The record is from RefSeq and is a predicted model, not a curated record. Lineage: Eukaryota; Metazoa; Chordata; Mammalia; Chiroptera; Pteropodidae. The transcript is spliced from 15 exons. The annotation marks the transcript as partial.